This is a messenger RNA of Panicum virgatum (switchgrass), 1614 nucleotides long. RefSeq lists its product as uncharacterized. Lineage: Eukaryota; Viridiplantae; Streptophyta; Magnoliopsida; Poales; Poaceae. The record is from RefSeq and is a predicted model, not a curated record. Bases 578 to 1405 code for a protein of 275 amino acids. The transcript has 5 exons.
AGACCGCCAGUACCACAAAGAAUCCCCAACCCCUCCCCCCAACAAACAGAAAGGGAGGUAGGGGGUCACGGUGCACUGUAGGAUGAGCGGAGCGGAGGAUCGACCAUCGGAUCCGUGAAUUAAUCCGGAUAUUUGAUCGAUCCAUUAUGGCUCGCGUGCAAAGGAUAGCGACAGCAGAUGGAUCCUGGAGGUGGAUCGACUCCGACGAGCGCGGGGAGUCGUGCGGUAACCCGCAGUGCAAUGAGAAGCAGAGCCAUAGGCACAGCGGGUGCUAGUGGACAAGGAAGGGACCAGCCCAAAUCAAGAAAGCGACUCUAUGAGAAGCUGAAGCAGAAGAAGCCCACGGAUUCGAGUAAUGUCUGGGCUAGCAGCACAGGUGGUGGUGACGGAUGCAAAACAGGUGAACCCCUAGACUUUUGCCCUUUGAAGUUCCAUGGAUGCUCAUCGUCAGAUGCUGUUCAGGAGGUAAUAAGCACUUUCGACUCGAGGAAAUUAUCUAUUUUAGACAAGGUAGGGUUGGGGGGGAUUGCAGUACUUGAAACUGGGCUUCCAUAACAGCAGGCAUUUAGUGUUCUGGAUGCUUAAGAGAACUGAUGUGCAUAGCAUGACUGUGAAACUAGGGGAUGGUUCAUGUGUGAGCAUGAGCAUAGGUUCAGUUGGAAGAAUUUUGGGGAUUAGAUGUAUCAGGAGGGAGAUAGUGACAAGUUCAAGUAAAGCAUCAGAGUAUGUGAAAUGUCGUUUGCGUGAAUGGUUUGGAACUGACGACAGCAAGGAGUACCCGGAUUUAGAUGAUUUGCGCAAGGUGUUGUACCGCCAGUAUGGUGAUGAUAUGUCUGCGCAUGAUGAGGAGACUUUUAUGAUUGCUAUAGCUGGGCUGUGUUGUGCAUACCUGUUCGGGCCUCCAAACAGAACAGCCGAAGUCCCCAGAGACAUAUGGCAGUUCAUCGCUUAUCCAAAUAAGUUGUUAGAUUGCAACUGGGGUGGAUAUGUCCUGUCAGUUCUGCAGAAUUGUGCCCGUACAGUGCAAUUGAACAUGAGGAACAAUCCAAACUCAAUUAAACUUGGCGGGUGUUGGCUAUAUCUACAGCUCCUUUACAUGGACAGUGUUGAUCUAGAGAGCAACAACAUCCCCUGGAGCUGGUGCCCCAGGGUUCGGUGGUACGGGACAAGAGUCAUGCAAGAAUUUAACAAUCACUUUGAGAAGUGCAAAGGGUUGCAGGCUAAGGAAGCGUACCUAAACAGGAAGCGCCGUAGUGCAGAUGAGCAUGACAAAAUGCCAAUGCCCCAUCUCAACGAUCCUGUCAACUGUACUCGACAGCAAGGUGGUACCGACGAUUGUGGUACAGGUAGUGGACAAGAGGGAGACGUGCCGGAAUCGAAUGUCGUACCCCCAAUUAGCCUAUAGAAACUUCUUGGGAAAGUUAACAAUGGCCUCAGCCGUAUUAAGUCCCAGCUUGAAGCAGCACCUCAAGCUGCGCAUGAAGAGAAUAAGAGGAACUUUGAUGAGCAGGAACAACAAAUAAGCCAUCUGUCGGAAGAUAUGCAAAAAGUGGUGGGUCAGCUUAGCGAGAGUCUUACUGAAGCCCUCAGUGCAUACAUAUCUACACAAGAAGG